GCUGCUGAUGAUAAUGAUGCUGUGAAUGUUGAUGGUGUUUCUUUACAGAUGCAGUGCAGCUGUAAUUCUGUGAUGGGAUCAAUCUCCCCUUCUUACUGGAGCAGAGCGGUGGUGUUCCCGGACUGGGCCUACAAGCCGGCCUGGUCGCCCGGGUCUCGACAGGUGCAGCUGUGGCACUUCCUGCUGGAGCUGCUGGGGCACGGGCAGAGCGGGGCCAUCGGCUGGGGGGGCGAGUGGGGCGAAUUCGUUAUCCGGGACCCUGAGAGGCUGGCCCGGCUGUGGGGCGAGCGGAAGGGGAAGCCCCACAUGAACUACGACAAGCUGAGCCGAGCGCUGAGGUAUUACUACAACAAGAGGAUCCUCCAUAAGACCAAGGGCAAGAGGUUUACUUACAAGUUCAACUUCAGCAAGCUGAUUCUGGUGAACUACCCGGCCUUUCCCCCCUGUCACGUGGCCCCCCAGCUCAUCCCAUCUGAGGUAGGGGGGCACCUGUGUGGAGCAGGGAGAGAAUCAGUGCUGAACAGAGCGGCACAGUCCAUUCCACACUCUUUCCUGCUGCCAUACUGUCUUCCUAAGCCCCUCCCCUUCCCACAGACCCACACCCUUCAGGGUCAACUGCCCUAUCUCUCUGGCCCACUGCCUCCGGCGACUAGCCAAUCAGGGCUAGCGGGCCCUGUCACCACCAACCUGCCCUUCGCCCCAGCUCUGAACGGCUGGCCAACCGACACAGGGCGGAGUUUGAGCGGCUACCACACCUCUCCUCGUAUGGCCGCAGAAGAGGGGGAGGCAAAGAAAAGAGAUGGGAAGUGA
Messenger RNA from Anguilla anguilla (European eel), 810 nucleotides. Its product is annotated as ETS domain-containing transcription factor ERF-like. Gene Ontology annotation, biological process: regulation of transcription by RNA polymerase II; cell differentiation. The record is from RefSeq and is a predicted model, not a curated record. Gene Ontology annotation, cellular component: nucleus. NCBI's taxonomy places the organism in Eukaryota, Metazoa, Chordata, Actinopteri, Anguilliformes, Anguillidae. Gene Ontology annotation, molecular function: sequence-specific DNA binding; DNA-binding transcription factor activity, RNA polymerase II-specific.